This is a messenger RNA of Salmo salar (Atlantic salmon), 3052 nucleotides long. RefSeq names its product DNA damage-regulated autophagy modulator protein 2. Lineage: Eukaryota; Metazoa; Chordata; Actinopteri; Salmoniformes; Salmonidae. Gene Ontology annotation, biological process: photoreceptor cell maintenance; regulation of autophagy. Gene Ontology annotation, cellular component: lysosome. The record is from RefSeq and is a predicted model, not a curated record.
UCCGGGUAUUUCAAGGCCACGCCUCUUCUGAAACACUAACAGGAAGUAAAGGGAUUACGUUUUUAGUUGAGAGAGCAUGACAUAAACCCUAAUCCGUGUCAUGUAUAUUUAAUUAUAGCGAUCAGAAGAGUAAACUACAGCUUUGCUUUUCUGCAUUCUCGCUGUUCAUUUUUCUUUUGUGAGACCAAUUGACGUGUGAUGAGGUGACAGCAAAGGAACCGAAGGUGAAGACAACACACCAGCACAAGUGGUUUAACUUGGAUAGGCUACUGGUGGAUUGACACACACACACAGAGGACAUGUGGUGGUUCCAGCAAGGUCUGUGUAUUCUACCAGUAGCUCUGGUAUUAUGGACGACAGCCACGUUCAUAUUCGAUUACAUCACAGCUGUGGUGCUGAGACAUGUGGACCCACUGGUGCCAUACAUCAGUGACACAGGGACAGUUGCCCCAGAGAGAUGUGUGUUUGGAAUCAUGCUGGACGUGUCAGCAUUCCUAGGUGUAGCCACCAUGUAUGUACGCUACAAGCAGGUCCAAGCCUUGACAGACGAAGAGGAGUCAAAGCUCCAUAAACUCAACGUCUUGGGCCUGGUGCUGGGAUGGACCAGCUCCUUUGGCAUGUGCAUCGUUGCUAACUUCCAGAAAACCACUCUGUUCUUCAUGCACCUGGUGGGGGCGAUAUUGACGUUUGGUGUGGGGGCCCUGUACAUCCUGGUGCAGACGCUGGUGUCGCUGUACAUGCAGCCUCACGUCCACGGGAAGAGUAUAUUCUUGGUCCGACUCAGCAUUGGAGUGUGGACCUUUGCCAGCAUUAUCAGCAUGUUUGUGUCAUCUGUCAUCAUGUACAGCAGUCUGCCUGGAGUGGACGUGGCCCAUAAACUGCACUGGAUACCUGGAGAGACGGGCUACAUCCCUCACAUCAUCAGCGCCAUCUCUGAGUGGUCUCUGGCUCUCUCCUUCGUCAGUUUCUUCCUCACCUACAUCCGAGACUUCCAGAAAAUAACGCUGCGGGCAGAGGCGGACCUACAGAGUAAUCACAUGUAUGAUUCACCACACUACAGCAUCACCACACCUCCCAACCAAUCAGAGACCUCUCCUUUGCUGGCAGGGGGCAUCUGAACAAGACCACUCCUAGUAGUGUGGUGGAGUCGAGCUGUAAAUGUCAACAUACUGAAUGGAAUAAAUGAGAUUAUAAUGCGGAUGGUUCGAGCCUGAAUGCUGAAAGCCGUGGUAUAUUAGACCGUAUACCACAGGUAUGACCAAAAACAUUUGUGUUCUAAUUUAGUUGGUAACCAGUUUAUAAUAGCAAUAAGGCACCUCGGCGGUCAGUGGUAUAUGGCCAAUAUACCACGGCUAAGGGCUGUGUCCAGGCACUCUGCGUUGCAUCAUGCAUAAGAACAGCCCUUACCCGUGGUAUAGUGGCCAUAUACCACACCCCAUCAGGCCUUAUAGCUUAAUUAUAAACAGGGUGGUUCGAGCCCUGAAUGCUGAUUGACUGACAGCUGUGGUAUAUCAGACUGUAUACCACAGGUAUUACAAAACAUUUAUAUCUACUACUCUAAUUAUGUUGGUAACCAGUUUAUAAUAGCAAUAAGGCACCUCAGGGGUUUGUGAUAUGGCCAAUAUACCACGGCUAAGGGCUGUAUCCAGGCACUCUUCGUUGCAUCACACAUAAGAACAGCCCUUAGCCGUAGAAUAUUCGCCAUAUACCACACCUCCGCGAGCCUUAUUGCUUAAAUAUAGAAUGCUGAGUGUGCGAUCAACAAGCACUAAGAUACUGCUGAUAAGCCUAAUUCUUAGAUACAGUAGAAAUGCCACACGCCCUUCUAAACUGACAUGCCUUUUUGAUGUCAACUGCACUAUUUUCACUGACAUUUGGUUCUUGUGUUAUGAGCGGUACAUAUUUUUAUUGGGCCUAAGGGCAUCAUCUAACAAAUGUCAUCUGUGGUGUGUAAAGGUUUUCAUACCUUGUACUUUUUUUAGUGUUCAGAACACAACUAUGCUAUUCUUAUCAACCACUGGAUGGUGCCAAAGAGCCAGCAACAUGUUUGGUUCUGCUUUCUUACAAGUCGAGCAACCCCCUCAACACAAAAAUAGAUAUGAGCAUUUGUUGCGUGAGCUUACGUUGGUUGUCUUUCAUGAGAAUUUAUAUUAAGUGGUUUGAAGCAAGGCACUUGAACUAAUUAUCUAAAAGUAUAAUGAUGCAUUUACUCUACUUCACUUGUGCUUCGGAAUGCUAAGUUAUUGUGCUCUGGCUGUGAAGCCCUCUGUGUUAAUGUAGGAGAAUAAGGAAAUAAGUGUGUUUUGCUUUAGAUUUGAUCAUUACUGAAUGGAUUGUAUUUUUUGUUACUUUUCUAUUUGGUUUUGUGCUUUUCUGUUUCUUCCCCAAUGAUGAUUUAAAUUACUUCCAUACAGACCCAUUAAAAAGUAAUGAAUUCACAUCUCUAACAUUGAAUGGAUAAAAUAUAGGGGAUAUAAGCAGGUUUUACAUUUUACUGAAUCUCUGGUUAUUAAUUUUGUUUCUACUAAAAGUGAAUUUUGUUGUAUAAAAAAAAUGGCAGCUGGCUACUUGUAUUUGCACAACAAACACUUGUCUCAAAUACAUCAUUACAGUUGUUGGUUAGCUAGUGAAUUUUAGCCAUAUUAGCAUUGAUAUGAAUUCAGUCAAAACACAUCAAAACAUGGUAUCAAGAACAAGAUGAAACGAGUCACAAUUCCCCACAUGGCAGUUUCUUGUCAUUGUUGGUAGCCAUCUGGCCAUCCAGAAUUACAACUCAUGGACUUCUGCCCCAUUGAACUGUGAGGAUCUUUUGUGUGACGUUGUCAGCUAACUCAUCUAUGAUGCUCUGGUUAUUCAUUUGUUUUCUACUAAAAGGUUUAUUUUGUUAAAUAAAAAAUGGCAGCUGGCUACCUGUAGCCACCUGUUUCUAUGACCACACUGGAGGUGUGUGGAGGAGGUAUUGCCAUCAUUGCUGUUAACUGACAGGGAAAUAUUUUAGGCAAAUCUGAUGUUCCAUGUUUCCUAAUAAACGGUCACAUCUGCAGUAACUACA